This is a messenger RNA of Amoebophrya sp. A120, 1748 nucleotides long. Lineage: Eukaryota; Dinophyceae; Syndiniales; Amoebophryaceae. The record is from the annotation of a GenBank genome assembly.
GUUGCCGCCCAUAGUGAACACCAAAAGCGCAAACAGCUCUGUGCUAGUGUUGCUGCAUAAAUCAGAAAGGCAGUGUUCAUCAGAAACGUCGUCAAUGCUGUUCCUAAGGCUCUUUGACUUUCACGCGAAUCAAUGUCAGUUUCUAACCCAUCUAGGAACUUUUGUCUGUUCGCGAAGCGUGUAGACGUGCACGCCCACGCGCUGCCUGGUUGUCGUCCCAUUAAUAUCAUGGCACCGCUAUAAAUGAAAUUGUGCACAAUUUGGAGCACAUUCUGAAACUGCGAUUGAAAUUGACACUUGACCCGCCCAUUGCAUGGCUCCAAGUACUACUGGGCAUAGACGGUAGGUGUAGUCGUACACUCAAUCAUCUGAAUAUCUUGGGAUCAUCGGCUUUUUGAAAAGACGUGGUGGUAUUGUGUCUCUCUCAGACUACAAAAUCUCUCUGCAUUCUUCAACAGAAGAAAGAGUUCGAGUAUAAAAGAAAAAAUGGGGGUAAUCAUGCGAAUUGUGAUAACCAUUGACACGUUGUUUAUUGCGUGUAGAACUCCGUGCUGUUUCACGAGCCGCGACUGCACUUUGCAUUAGCGUUCGUUAUUCGCAGACGACGAAAAAUAGGCUGUUGUGAAAAGGCUUCUUCGUCCUCCACCGGCGAAAAGACGUCGACGCUCCAUCCUCCACUUUUGUCGAGACCGCCGCAGUGAAAAAGCCGCCAUCAGGAAAGCUGUUCCGCCAUCUGGAGUUCAGGAGCUGUACGAAAAGCACUGACUAAGUAAGUUCCCUGUUCCGCCGCGAGGUGGGUCGUACCUACAAUCGUACCAUGGGCCUAGUCUUUUCGUCCCUGUUCCGCCAGCUCUUCGGGCAGAGGGAGGUGCGAAUUUUGAUCCUGGGACUGGACAACGCUGGGAAAACGACGAUUCUUUACCGGCUGAAGGUUGACCAAGUGGUCUCGACCACGCCAACCAUCGGCUUCAACGUGGAAACGGUGCAGUACAAAAACAUCUCCUUCCAAGUCUGGGACCUCGGCGGGCAGAGCAGCAUCCGACCCUACUGGCGAUGCUAUUUCCCAAACACAAACGCAAUCAUCUACGUCGUGGAUUCAAUCGACAAGGAAAGGCUGCAGGUACUUACUCUAACCUUUUUUACGGAGGUUCUUGUUUGUAUUUGUUCGCUUUCUUGCAUUGGGAUUGGUAUCUUCAUCGACGCAUCUUUCAAAUCUAGUAAAGGGAAAAGUCACAGGAAGGAAGAUUUAUUUUUCACCAUGGACAUGCUGGUUGCACCGCUUCAUGCAUAUAUACACGACCAAAGUUCUAAAAGAGCCUGUCGCAAAAAAAAACAGGACGCUAAGGAAGAAUUGAACCUGAUGCUUGGUGAAGAGGAGCUGCAAGGCGUGCCGCUGCUGAUUCUGGCGAAUAAACAGGAUCUACCGCAAGCGAUGAACGCAGCGGAGGUCAGUGAGGGUUUAGGGCUAACCGAAAUUAGGUCGAGGCAAUGGGCGAUUUUCCAAACCUCGGCAUUGCGGGGGAGUGGGAUAUUAGAGGGAUUGGAUUGGUUGUGCAACGUCAUAUCCGCAACGUGAUGCAUGUUGACGACUUACUUUCGCGUAGAUCUACAGCUUGACCCACGACACUCAUACCCAAACAAGCUGACUCAACCUAACUAUCAUGGCAAAGACCAACCGUACCAACGCCAAAGCGCAGGACCUUUUCAAACAGCCUCUUCAACGCUCCAGCUCUCCGAGUAGUAUGUAU